Molecule: messenger RNA, 3509 nt
Organism: Xenopus tropicalis (tropical clawed frog)
Lineage: Eukaryota; Metazoa; Chordata; Amphibia; Anura; Pipidae
Gene: fubp3
Product: far upstream element binding protein 3
Molecular function (GO): nucleic acid binding; RNA binding
Source: RefSeq, marked provisional
UGCUUCCGUUUCCGGGUCCCGGGGAGCAGUGAGUGAGGUCGGGAGCAGCGGCGGCCUCCUCCGGGUGCCAUGGCGGAGCUGGUGCAAGGACAGAGCGCGGCUCCAGUAGGGAUAAAGGCCGAGGGAUUCGCCGACGCGCUGCACCGGGUCCGACAGAUAGCUGCUAAAAUUGACGGAAUCCCACACUUGAAUAAUUCUGGACCCUUAGUGGACACAUCUUUGUACGGUUAUGGAGUUCAGAAGAGACCCCUCGAUGAUCCCGUUGGUAACCAGUUAGGGGCCCUCGUACAUCAAAGGGCUGUAAUGACCGAAGAAUAUAAAGUGCCUGACAAGAUGGUGGGAUUCAUUAUAGGACGAGGUGGAGAACAGAUCUCACGGAUCCAGACAGAAUCUGGUUGCAAGAUACAGAUAGCUCCAGACAGCGGAGGCAUGCCAGAGAGACCUUGUGUCCUGACUGGGACACCGGAAAGCAUAGAACAGGCGAAACGGCUCCUGGGCCAGAUUGUGGACCGUUGUCGGAAUGGGCCAGGGUUCCACAAUGACAUGGACGGCAACAGCACAGUCCAGGAGAUCCUCAUCCCUGCUUCAAAAGUGGGCCUGGUCAUUGGCAAAGGCGGAGAAACCAUUAAACAGCUGCAGGAGAGGACUGGGGUUAAAAUGAUCAUGAUCCAAGAUGGUCCUUUACCAACUGGAGCAGACAAGCCUCUGAGGAUAACUGGUGACCCUUUCAAAGUGCAGCAAGCGAGAGACCUGGUCCUGGAGAUCAUCAGAGAAAAAGACCAGGCUGACUUCAGGGGCAUCCGCAGUGAUUUCAGCUCAAGGAUUGGUGGGGGUAGUGUAGAGGUGUCUGUGCCCAGGUUUGCUGUGGGAAUCAUAAUAGGAAGAAAUGGCGAGAUGAUAAAAAAGAUCCAGAAUGAUGCUGGAGUGAGGAUUCAGUUCAAGCCAGAUGAUGGCAUCAGCCCUGAACGAGCGGCGCAGGUAAUGGGCCUCCCUGACCGGUGUCAGCAUGCUGCUCAUAUCAUCAAUGAACUUAUUCUGACAGCACAGGAACGUGACGGAUUUGGAGCUCUCGCCUUGGCACGGGGAAGGGGACGGAGUCGCGGUGAUUGGAACCUCAGUACGCCAGGAAGCAUGCAAGAGAUCACUUACACUGUGCCGGCCGACAAAUGCGGACUGGUGAUUGGCAAAGGCGGUGAAAAUAUCAAAAAUAUCAACCAGCAGUCAGGGGCUCAUGUGGAGCUACAGAGAAACCCCCCUCCCAACACGGACCCAGGCGUCAGGAUAUUUACCAUCCGGGGUGUCCCCCAACAGAUUGAGCUGGCCAGGCAUCUCAUUGAUGAGAAAGUUGGGGGUCCUACAAUAGGCGGCCCAAGCAGCUUUGGUCAGAGUGCUUUCAGUCAGGCACAUGCUACACCACAUCAAAAUGGUCCUCAAGCUUUUGUAACCCAGGGUUGGGGUAGCACUUACCAGGCAUGGCAGCAAACUGCACAGCAGCUCCAAGGUCAGCAAAGCCAGCAGCAAAAUGCACAGCCUGAUUACAGCAAGGCAUGGGAAGAGUAUUACAAGAAGCAGAACCAAGCUGCCAGCGCCACUUCCCAGGCAAGCUCACAACCAGACUAUACAAUGGCAUGGGCUGAGUAUUAUAGGCAACAGGCCGCUUAUUAUGGGCAGUCACUGGGGCAGACUCAAUCCCACAACCAGGAGCAGUAGAACAAUUGUCCAGUUGAUUGCAAGAAAAAAAAUAUAAAUUUUUUUUUUUUGGUGGUUUUUUUUUUUUUUUUUUUUUUUUUUUCUUCGUUCGUUUCCCUCGGAAUCACUUGCAGAAGAAGAACCUUCGUUUGUAACAGGUUUCUAGAUGUUUUUGAUGAAGACAUAUUAUGUUUAUAAAACACUAGUCCUAGGGUUUAAAUCUUUACUGAACUUUGCUAAGCAUCAGGAUUCUAUAAUAUACUAAAGAAAUCAUUGUACUCGCCGUCAAUUUUUAUUUCGGGAUUUGUUUUUCGUUUUUUUUUUUUUUCUUUUUGUAUUUUCUUUCCUACCCUUGAAAAAAAGUGUUAACAUGAAUUCUUUUUUGAAACUGAUUAAUUUAAAAAAGAAGAGAAAAAAAAAAAAGAAAAAAAAAAUAAUUCUUCACUUUGUUAACCCCCUGCUUCCCCCACGGUGCUGAUAUUGCAACAUAUUUGUCUCAAGUUUUUGUUUUUUUUUUCUUUUUGUGUAGCAUUUUUGUCUUCUCGGACAAUAUACCGUUUUUUGGAGGUCUUAUCACAAUGAUAAAAUUAAUUUAAAGAAUUAUUGUACACAAGCUCCUAAAGAAAAUUUUUUAAAUGUGUAUUUAAAUAUUCUUAACUGUAAAUUCAUUAAGUGUUUUACGUCUAAUUUUUUUUUUUUUUUUUUUUUCUGGUAUUAUGACUGUAUUUGAUUUUAUUGCAUAUUUUUUGUUUUGUUUUUUUUUUCUCAAAGGAAAUCCAUGUUAACAGUCCGCGUUACCUGUUUCAUACGGAUAUUUGAAACUAUUUCUUGAGACAAGUAUUGUGUUGGGUGGGGGCGGGGAUUCAAAAAAACGGGAAACGGGGAGCAGGGUGAUAUUUUGUAGGCUUUGUAUAAUACCUAGGGGUUUUGAAGGGUUAAUAUAAAAGAAAAAAAAAUUUGAUUGUUUACCCCUUCCCUGCCGGAGAGGAGGGGCCACCCGUUGCCGAGUGCAGCCAAUCCCCUCCCCUCUCUCCCCGGCGGGGCACAAGGGGGCGCAUUUUAUAAAGCGAUGUUUAUCAGUUUAUUCUGUUGCCUCUGUAUAUCGGACAUCCAAGCUAUAAUAACAGGGAAAAAAGAAAAAAAAAAAUUGACUUUUUUUUUUUUUUUUUUUGUGCCGUCAGAAAUAUAAAUACUAUUAUUUUUAAUAUGAAUAAAUCAAUCUUUAAUGCAAAAACACUGUGGAACAUUUAACAGUAUGAAGUUUAAAAAAAGAAAUCGUAAUAACUAUUUUUUAACUCCAGGGUUGUUUUUUGUUUUUGUUUUUUUUCUUUCGGUCUUUGUUUUAAAUAUUUUUCUUAUCUAAUUGUCAGAUUUACCAUAGAUGAUAAAUAAAAGACUAUUAUUAACCACAGUAUGUGCUAAAAAAAAAAAAAAAAAUUUUUUUUGAUUUAAUAAAGGGAAAUGAUUUUGAAUGUUUGUAGUUUUUUUUUUUUUUUUCCUUGUACAGAUGAGAAUUUUUUUUUUUUUUAAUGAAAAACGGAAUUCAAGCUAAUUUUUUGAGUGUUUUUAAAUUUAAUCCACGGGAACAUUCCGUUUUUUGGUUUGUUUUUUUUUUCUCCAUGUUUUGUUUUUCUUGGGGUGGGAGGGAAAAUUAUUACUUUUUAUUUUCUUCUAUGCCUAAAAAAUGUUUAACUAUUAAAAAAAAAAAUCACGAUUGGAUGAUAUUGAGUAUGUUACAGAGAGAUGUUAUUCAUCUGACAAUUGCAUUUUACACUCUAUAUAAUAAAAAUGCCACAAGACUGCUUGUGGAUCAAAAUCUC